UCUCGCACACAAGGUUUUCACCUCUUUGACAGAUCGACAGGACAGCAGAAGCAGGUUGUAGUGAGGCAUCUCGUCUUCGGAGGAUCUCAGCUUCUCGUCAGGAUGGCAGCAGGCAGCGUGUGGAGGUCACUGGUAAGCCGGGGGAUGGGUGGCGCCGUGCGGAGACCUGCUGUGUCGUCCUUCUCCAGAGGGAUGCAGACGGUCACCCUGAUUCCAGGAGACGGGAUCGGUCCAGAGAUCUCUGCUGCUGUGGUGAAGAUCUUCGACGCUGCUAAAGCCCCAAUCAGAUGGGAGGAGAGGAACGUGACGGCCAUCAAAGGCCCCGGCGGAAAGUGGAUGAUCCCUCCUGACGCCAAAGAGUCGAUGGACCGCAGUAAGAUCGGCCUGAAAGGUCCUCUGAAGACGCCCAUCGCUGCCGGACACCCGUCCAUGAACCUGCUGCUCAGGAAGACCUUCGACCUGUACGCCAACGUGCGUCCAUGCGUCUCCAUCGAGGGCUACAAGACGCCUUACACAGACGUGGACCUGGUCACCAUCCGGGAGAACACGGAGGGCGAGUACAGCGGCAUCGAGCAUGUGAUUGUUGACGGCGUCGUUCAGAGCAUCAAGCUGAUCACGGAAAACGCCAGCACACGCAUCGCAGAGUACGCCUUCGAAUACGCCCGAAACAACCAGAGAAGCAGCGUGACGGCCGUCCACAAAGCCAACAUCAUGCGGAUGUCAGACGGCCUGUUCCUGAGGAAGUGCAGGGAGGUGGCGGAGAACUACAAGGACAUCAAGUUUACAGAGAUGUACCUGGACACCGUGUGUCUUAAUAUGGUUCAGGAUCCAACCCAGUUUGACGUUCUGGUCAUGCCCAACCUGUACGGCGACAUCCUCAGUGACCUGUGUGCCGGUCUGAUCGGAGGACUCGGCGUCACUCCCAGCGGGAACAUCGGCGCCAACGGAGUGGCCAUCUUUGAAUCGGUCCACGGCACCGCGCCCGACAUAGCUGGAUUGGAUCUGGCCAACCCCACCGCCCUGCUGCUCAGCGCCGUCAUGAUGCUGCGCCACAUGGGUCUGCAUGAGCACGCCACCAAGGUCCAGACAGCCUGCUUCGAAACCAUCAAGGAGAAGAAGGUGCUGACAAAGGACCUGGGAGGAAACUCCAAAUGUUCAGAGUUCACCGCUGAGAUCUGCCGUCGCGUCCAGGAUCUGGACUGACGCGGCUGAGCUGAGGGGGGCGGGGCUUGCCCAGUCCUCUGCUGACUCUGUCACUUUUUGACCUCCUUCAAUCAUCCAGGGUGGUGCCUCUGAAUGUUUAAGGAGGUGUUCUGUGUCCACAACAUUCACAUCAAAUAUAACGCACAAAUGAACGAGAUUAUAUCCGAGGAGGGGGAGGAGUUCCAACCAAAUAUCAGCUCAUCAGUGUCAUCGGCUUGUUUCAUUAACUGAUUUUUAACCGUAGUGCUCAGUCAGCGAAGCUCAAGUGUCUUAUUUAUUGUUUCUACUUCCUGUUCUGUUCGUAUUCUGCCUCUAGAACCACAAAUAUAAACUGUUCAUAUGGAAAAAAA
Cyprinodon tularosa is the source of this 1553-nucleotide messenger RNA. It is a transcript of the gene idh3a, whose product is annotated as isocitrate dehydrogenase (NAD(+)) 3 catalytic subunit alpha. Gene Ontology annotation, biological process: tricarboxylic acid cycle; isocitrate metabolic process. The record is from RefSeq and is a predicted model, not a curated record. Gene Ontology annotation, molecular function: isocitrate dehydrogenase (NAD+) activity; magnesium ion binding; NAD binding. Bases 103 to 1203 code for a protein of 366 amino acids. The transcript is spliced from 11 exons. Gene Ontology annotation, cellular component: mitochondrion. NCBI's taxonomy places the organism in Eukaryota, Metazoa, Chordata, Actinopteri, Cyprinodontiformes, Cyprinodontidae.